Pygocentrus nattereri (red-bellied piranha) is the source of this 3283-nucleotide messenger RNA. It is a transcript of the gene atp6ap1a, whose product is annotated as ATPase H+ transporting accessory protein 1a. NCBI's taxonomy places the organism in Eukaryota, Metazoa, Chordata, Actinopteri, Characiformes, Serrasalmidae. The transcript has 10 exons. Gene Ontology annotation, cellular component: proton-transporting V-type ATPase complex. The record is from RefSeq and is a predicted model, not a curated record. Bases 11 to 1459 code for a protein of 482 amino acids.
CCCGUUCUGAAUGAAACGCGUCACGUCACGGACAGCUCCCGAGCUGAAGAUGCUGAAGAUGGCCGCGGUGAGGAUGGCUGUUGGCCGCUUGGCUGCUACUUUGAUCCUUUUACUCAGUAUCUUCGCUUCUGGGCGAUGCAACGAGCACGUUCCCCUGCUGAUGUGGUCCAGUUCUGGGUUUCAAGUGGCCCCUCAGAAUGCCCCAGCUGCAGGUCACAUUAUGUCCAGCAAACAGCUUCACUCCUACCUGACUACAGCGCUCAGCUCUGCGCCUCAUAACGUACUGCUCUUCCUUCAGGACAAGCUAAGUGUUGAUGAUUUCACCAUGUAUGCUGGUGUUUUUGGGAACAAACAGGACAGUGCCUUCCCUAACCUGGAGGCAGCUCUGCAGUUGUCCUCCUCUCUGCUGUUGCCAUCUGUGUCCUCCUCGGCCAGUGCUGCACUUCCUGCGCUCAUCCAGGAGCAGCUGGACACAGCUCCCCUCUACAUGGACCCAGAGACGCUUGCCCAGCUGCGGCUAAACGCCUCUCUACCGGCCUUGCUCGUUUUCCGCCUCCCCUACAGCUCUGGGGCUGAUAUGAUGUCUGCAAAAGAGGUGCUCAGUGGUAACGAUGAGGUGAUUGGUCAGGUGUUGAAUAUCAUGAAAGGCCAGUCUGUCCCUUAUACAGCCGUGUACACAGCUCUUCGGCCAUCGCGGGUGAUUGAGGAGCCAUCUCUGGCAGUGCAUUCUGUGGGGGCGCGCUCCCUGCUGCAGUCCCGGCGGGGGGACUCUCCUGCUCCGUAUCCUCCUGUGGAGUUUAAGGAGCGCGGCUCCACUUGCAUCCUGAUGUGGGCCGAUAAACUGACGGUGAGCCAGUUGCGCUCAGGCAAGUGGGAGAGGCAUGACCUUGCUCCCAAAACCUUCGGGGAAGGGGUCUUUUCUAAACUGGAAGGCUCCUACUGUAACGAGACGCAUUCCAGGCUGGUCUUGAAUUAUGAGAAUGUCUUGAGCUACCGGUCUUUCAAACUCAUCUUUGUCAUGAGUCAGCGGCACUACAAGGUGUCGGCCCGCCGCUGGUUCACAAUGGACAGGGUGCUGCUGGAGUAUGACGGCAAAAAGGCUUCCUUUAAUGCUAGCCUCAGCAUCUACGCUCCUGUUGAGUACUCGUACCGGUGCGACUCUGUCUCCAGCUUCCGCUACCCCCAGCUCACACCUCACUCAGCCAAGGACAAUGCAAAUGAGUGGCGGAUCUCCUUUGAUGACUUCCAGAUCCAAGGCUUUAAUGUGACAGGGAAGGACUUUUCAUACGCGAGUGACUGUGCAGGGUUCUUCACUCCGGGCAUCUGGAUGGGGUUGCUCACAUCCCUGCUGAUGGUACUGGUGCUGACCUAUGGUCUGCACAUGAUCAUGCAGCUGCAUACCAUGGACCGCUUUGAUGACCCUAAAGGCCCUGCCAUCUCCGUCCCCCAGACGGAAUGAUGAGGAAAAUAAUCUAUGUUUCAUCCUAAAACCCUCCCACAUUCCCUUAUGCUGUUUGCCAGGGUCAGCUUCAUUGAUGACCAUGUGGUCUUUGACCAAGUGUGUCUGCAUGGUACUCUACUUCAUCGUAAGAAUGAAUAGUAGCUUCACUCAUCCAGGUACAAACAUCUGUUUGUUUUUGUGGUUUUCUUUGUGUAUUUAUUACUUUAAUUUUCUUGGCUGCAUUUUGAUUGUGUUACUGGUAUAAAUGUGUUUACAUUUUCACUCGAAGGAUAUAUGUUUGUCCUAAAGGCAAAUGCAGAAGCAAGAGAUUAAUUUGUUUAAUUUUUUCCAUUCAGCCUCAUUUUCUUUCUUUUUUGCAUUCCUGAAUGAGGAAAAUUUGAAAAAUAGACAUUGUGUUUUAUACUUGAAUCCUAUAAAUUGAAAGAAGCUAAGUAGCUAAGAACAAAUCAGUACUUGUAGUGCACAGCUUUGUUUUUUGUGUUCUAAACGCACUUGAAUCUGUUCAUGAAGAAACUAAUUAUUAAAGGGCCCAUAUCGUGGAAAAUAUUACUUUUCCAUUUGGUGCAUUGUGUAAAUGAUGUUUCAAAACAUACCUUUCAUUCCCCAGUCAGUACAGAUCAUCUUUGGAAAAUCAGCUGCAAAUAUAGCCUGUUUUGAAUGAAGGGUUUUGUGAUGUCACAAAAAAUGACAUAUUUACCCACACAUGCUACAUCCAUAUACAAUUCUGUUGAAAAAUAUUGAGUUUGGGAAAUGGUCGUGUAAAAAUGAAUCUGCUUUAGGUACAUAAACUGACAUAACUGUCAUGAAUUGAUAUCUGAGGGGGAAAAAUGAAGGAGAUGGCCCUUUUAACUAAUGGUCAAGUGCAGGAACAACAACAACAAUUAAUUGUCCAUUGCAUGUGCACUACAAGACAUAGUCUAGUCAGCGUGCUACCACUAGAGGUCAGUAGUUAUCAUUGGGAAGAGUGAUGCUCCUUUGUGUUAUUGGUUGUGUGCUUUCAAGACACUUAAGAUACAUUAAAUGUGGAACUGGAGAAAGGGAUCAAUGUUGUUAGCAUAAGCAAAGGGAUGUAUUUUGUGUCAUUUUGUGCACUAAACGCUCAGUGUCUGCCUAACAAAUAGGAGAGAUUUUAUUUGUUAGAUAUUUGUCUGAAAACUUCAUAUUUUGCGUUGAUUAAACGCAUAAUGAACACUUCGUUCAAGUGGAGCAGUUUGAAUAAUUGUACAUAUGACUAGAUGAACAUAUUGCUGUUAUUAGGUAGAUGAAAUCUUAUUUAUUUGUGGCAUGUGUGCAUUUGUGGAGUUAUGAGAAUUGACAGAUGUUUGAGUAUAAGCUAUACACGGGGUUUACUCAGAAGAGUUACCGAGUGCAUUUGGGACAAGUUGUAUGCACUAAACAUGGGUAGGAAUUAAUAAUCUGAAGAUGCAGAUCUGAUUGAAUUCUGUAUUAUGUGAAUGAACCCAGUCUGUUGUGUGCUGCAGUGCUGAAGCACCAAUGCUUAGUCAGACUUUACAUUCUGGUACUUAUGUGAUGUUCUUUUCAAAGGGAAGCAGAACAAGCUUUUUGAGUUUUUUCACUGAAACUAUUACUGUGAAUUUUCAUGUGUUCACAUAGCUUCAUUACUAACGUACUGGGAAGCAUAAAAGAUAUUUGGUUUAUAUGAAAUAAAAGAUAUUUAGUAUAAUGCUACUCUUAUACUAAAUAUCUGAUAUAAUAUGGAAAUGCACAGCAAAUUUGCCCACUACAAAUAAUAAUGACGCAUUAAAGUACUCUUGAAUGUUGUGUGAAUUAUUUCAAUGUGAAAUAAAAAUAUAUAGAAAA